CUAAAAAUAAAGAAGACUGUUAGAAGAGAUUCUAACCUGAAAAUUUUUGAAUUUAUGUUUUAUUUUUUCAUCACAUGUGGUGUUAACCAUUUACACACGUGUUUUUACAAAUAAUAUUGCAAAUAGUAUUGUGUGUAAGACACAAAUAUAAACGAUCCACGAUAUCUACCACGCUACUACAUUUCGGUAUAACCUUAUAAUUAUAUUAUUUAGUGAAAUAACUUUAUAUGUGAAAAGUGAAACUCAAAAUGGUUUCUGCAAUUUCAAACGAUAAUUCCACUCCGAGUGAAUUUGAUCCGGAUAUGUUCAAUUUAUACUUACUAAAUGGACCUACUGAAGCAAAUUUAAGAGCUUUAAAUAAACUUUUAUCUACACCGAAAACAAGUAGGAAAGGUUUAGAAUUAUUAAAUUCUCUUCUGAAUUAUUGUACAAUUGAUAUGAUUAGCGAUUAUAUAAUUCUUUGGCUAGACUUUUGCUUAAAAGAAUCCAGUGAAAACUUUACAGAGAGUAAGCUAUUGUUAAUUAGCAAACUUAUUAAAAUAUCAUAUAAUAACAAUGAUGUAUCCAAGAAAAUUGUUUCGGAUUGUUUAUCAAAAAUAGUUGAUUUAUGCCUUAAACAAAGUAAUAAUUCCUAUGAAGUGUUAGCUGCACUAGAUGUUCUUGCAGUAAGCAUGAAGAGAUUUGGAAGUUGGUUUCCAAGUCACAAACUUCAGAUUGAAACAUAUAUAAUUUCUUUUUUGGAAAAUUCUUCGGCAGCUAUUGUUGAAAAAGCUGCAGCAGCUUUUUUAUUAUUACAACAAGUGGGAAAUGCAGGAAAUGAAGGUGUUCAUCAUAGAAAAAAUUUUCAAGAAUCUUUACAAAAGUUAUGCAAAACAUUUCAUGAUUUACUCGAUCAGUUUUUUGAAAAUAGGGUUGAUAUUAGCCAUAUAGACAGUAUAGAUAUACCUAAUCAUGAAGGCUUUCAUUUUGAUAACCAGCUGUUUGACACUCAGAUUAUGAUCACAGUAACUGCACAACGAAUUAAAAAUAUAUUAAUAUUCAUAACAGUAAUGAUAAAAAAUGGAUUUCCAGUUUGUAAAGAUAUAAGGCCUAUGGACAUACUAAAUGUAAUUAGUAGAGGAACAGUUCCACAUCAUUGUGUAAGUACAGCUACAGAUAAUUCUAAAGAAGAUUACCAGUUUUGUUCAAAUCUGAAUAGUAUCCAAGUACAGUUAAUACGCUUACUGAGAAUUUUUAUUAUAUGGUUAAAGAACCAUUCAUUCCCAUUUGCAUUUAUUAUUAGUAAAAUUCUAAUGGAUUGCCUUAAAAAAAGUCAAAACUGCAAGUGUUUUGAUUUAGAUGUGUACUAUCAAGAAACUAUUUAUCUGACUUUAAAAUGCUGGAUCAGUACCUCAAGAAGUGCAUUAAAUUCCUAUUUUCAAGAACAAUUAAUAGCUUGCAUCCUAAAAGACAUUUCACCAUUAAAGACUUCAGUCAGUUUAAAAAUACAAGCAGUUACAAAAAAGAAAGGUACCAUCCAGAGGAAUAUAACUGAACAUAACUCGAUGCCUAGCAGACAAGGAAACCAUUCCAUUGUUGAUAAAGGAGAACACAUGAAAGAAAGAGAGGAAAUUCGAUGUCAACUAGCACUAAAUACUUUAACAACUCUGUUUCAGUCUGGUUUCAUCCAGUUAGAAACGAGAACUACCCAGAAUAUUUAUACUUUAAUCUUCACAAUAUUUAAUGAUAUCAUUACUUCUGAGAUUCCACAUCCUUAUAGGAACCACAAAUGCCAGUUGAAUCUCCUUAAGCUGUUAGUUGCUUUCUACGAACAAGAUACAUUGAAAAAUUUACCACCUGUUUCUCUUUCUAUCAAUAUCCUUAAUAUUUACUCUUCCAAUAGUAAUAGCGACAUAGCUACAGUUUGUAAAAGAGGAUUAAAUAUUUUAGAAAAAAUAUGCCAGCCUGUUUCAGUUCCACUUAACACAUCAUCAUUUCUAACAGAUGUUAUGCAAUCUAAUCAUAGCACAAGUCAAGAAUCAAAUUUUAUGGAAUGUGUUGCAGACCUUACACUAGUGAGUACUGAUGAAUCUAAAGAUGAUGACAAGAAAUUAAAUCAUAAAAAUGAGAUCACCAUUUUGGAUAAUAGGCUACUACAUAUGGAUCUAGUACAAAUUAGUUCUUCAGCAGAAAAUGAAAGUGCUGGACCAUUAUCAACUAAUAGUGUAAUCGUAGGUGACUCUAGUAAUAAAUCUUCAGAAAGCUAUCAAAAUAAAUUAAUAAACGAAUCAAAUGACAUUAGUGAGUCUCAACAUGAAGCAGUGAAUAUUAGUGAUGAUGAACCAUUAGUUAAGAUGCCAAGAAUUAUUAGUGAAGAUGAUGAAGUGAAUAUAAAAGAAAUAUCUAAGAGUGAAAUUAAAGAUUCAGAAUUUCAAGAGUUAAAUUCUGCAUUUGUUGAUGAAGUUAAAGAUGAAGCGAAUUUAAUAGAAAUAUCUAAAAGUGACAUUAAAGAUUCAGAAUUUCAAGAGUUAAAUUCUGCAUUUGUUGAUGAAGUUAAAGAAUAUUAAUAUUUAAAUUUAAGAAGUAUUUUUCUGCCAUGUUAACAAAAUUACUUAUAUAUAUAGGUAUAUAGUUUAAUAGUUAUAGUUACAAUAAAGUACAAUAAUGGAAACCAAUUAUAUAAAAACAAGCACCUAGGUGAGAAUACCUGUAUGUGCUGACAAAAAUUAAAAUUUUAUUUUAACUACAUUCAAUGAAUUAUAAAGGAAAUAUUUUUUUUUUUUAAUAAAGAAUAAAACUUGAACAGUUUAUGCAAGAAACAGAAAAAAAAACUAUUUAAAAAAAAUCCAUGUAUUAAGUCCAUUAUUCUUGGAAUAUUCUGAUAAACUUUGCAUUAUUUUGGAAAAUGUAUAUUUUGCUAACUUUACAGAAUUUUUUAUAUUUGUUUAAUAAUUUUAUAUGAAGAGGUAGAGCGUUAUAGAACUUUGUCCCUAGAUAAUUUACACUGUUUUUAAAAACUCACUAUUUGGUUUUGGUACUCUAAUGCACAUAUUCGAUGCAGUUCUAGUGUUACGUCUAUGUUCUAAAGGGUUUUUUAAAAAUUCUUUUUUUUGUAUAUAACAACACACUGCGUGAAUAUAAAAACAUCUAACAUUGCUAAUUUUUUCAUUAUAUAAAGUUAUGGUGGGACACAAUCUAUCUCUUUUAUAUAUUAAUUUCAAGAUUUUGUUUUGAAUAACAUUUAACUGAUUUAAUAUAGUUCUAUACAGGCCUCCCCAUACUAAGAUUCUAUACCGUAGUAUAGAUUCUACUAGACUGUAGUAUAAUGUUAUUAGUAGAUCCUGGUUGAGA
Psylliodes chrysocephalus is the source of this 3330-nucleotide messenger RNA. Lineage: Eukaryota; Metazoa; Arthropoda; Insecta; Coleoptera; Chrysomelidae. The record is from the annotation of a GenBank genome assembly.